UCACUGAUCCUAAUCACCUGUUGGCUGGUUAUCUUCGUUACGGGAACAGGUCGUCGCGGGCGUCGAACCAAGACUGCCAUUAGCCACCUUGUACAUUAGGGCGUGGCGGGCGACAGGCAGCGUGGGAAUGUCGCCCUAAGCAUUCGCCGCGUGUAUAGGGAGCGAGGGAAGGACCUGGCGUGCAUUGAGGUGCCGCUGUCUGGUACAGAGGAGCGUGUGUCAGACAUGGAGCAGGAGGACAGUCUGGGUCUGAUGGGCGGCCGCGACAGUCCACUCAAACCAGACGGAGGCGUGGGCGGGGGAGUCGUUGAAGGGGAGGACAUUCUAGCCAAACUCCGCCAGCAAGUGUCCGCAGCCUCAAUCUUCAGCCAGGCGGCGAGGGAAGGCGGUCUGGGCUCCACUCCCCCGCCCGGCUCACCCAACAACAAUAACAAUAAUAAUGGCCACAACCUGUACGACCGCCUCCACACCCUCCUGCAGGCCAAGAUGAAGAGGGAGGAGGACGGUGACGGGGAGGAGGACUCGCGCGACCUGGUGCUGCGGGCGGAGGCGCUGCACCGCCAGCGAGAGUCGCUCUUGUCGUCGCCACAGGCACUCAUGAACGCCAUGCGGGGCGGCGGGCCGCCCUCGCUGGUGCCGCCCGGGCCACACCUGCCCUUCAUCCCCAGCACGGUCGGCCUGCCGCCCACCACGCAGAUGCCUCCCACGCCCGGCUCGGCUGGCUCUCGCGACUCCUCGGGCAACGGCGCCCGCACGCCCUCCCAUACGCCCGAGCCACACCAGAGUCAGCAGUCCUGGAGCUUCGAGGAGCAGUUCAAACAGGUACGGGAACCAACGAAGCACUCAUCCUUUGAAGAAGACAAACGCAAGCUCUACGAACUCAGUGAUGAUGUGAAGCGGAAAGAGUUCCUCGAUGAGCUGUUCUCCUUCAUGCAGAAAAGAGGCACGCCCAUCAACCGGCUGCCCAUCAUGGCCAAGCAGGUGCUGGACCUGUACGAGCUGUACAAGCUGGUGGUGGAGCGCGGCGGCCUGGUGGACGUCAUCAACAAGAAGCUGUGGCAGGAGAUCAUCAAGGGCCUCAAGCUGCCCUCCUCCAUCACCAGCGCCGCCUUCACCCUCAGGACGCAGUACAUGAAAUACUUGUACCCUCUGGAAUGUGAGAAGAUGAAGCUGUCUAACCCCACCGAGCUACAGAACGCUAUUGACGGGAACAGAAGAGAGGGGCGCCGCUCUUCCUACGGGAACUACGGAGACACCUGCCAGCCGCCCAUGCUUCCCCUACAGAACCUACAGUCUCUACAGAAUCUCCAGAACCUGCAGAACCCCCUCAGUCUUGUCCCGCGGCCGCAGCUCAACGGGAAUGGCACAGCUCACCCUCUCGCGCCGCAGGAAUAUCUGUUGGGUCGCGGCGGCUCUCCUCCGGGGUCGCAGGAGGCGCUGCUGGAGGCCACGAGACUCACCAUGUGGAAGCUGUACAAUCAGGGCUUGGGCGUCGGCGGCGGCUUCCAGCAUGAAGAUGACGGCCCCAAGCUGCCACCCCCGCACCACCCGUUGGCCGGCGUGCCCUUCCCGCCCCAGAAGGAGGCGCUCAACCUGGAGGUAAAGGACGAGCCAUUCUUCUUUCAGCGGCCGGGGCGCCUCAAGGACGCAGUGGACCACCGCAAUGACCUGCGCAACGACCUACGGAACGACGUACGUAAUGACCUGCGCAAUGACCUCCGUAACGACUUCAGAAGCGACCUGCGUAACGACAUGCGGAGUCGCCUGGAGGACAGCACGAUACCGCCAGCAGCCAAGCGGCAAGCCCAACAGGAAGACUCUCACGACCCCCGCCUGCCGCCGCCCACCACGCCCACCAACGCCCAGAGCGGCGCCAACAUUAAAAUCACCUCGCGAGGAGACGGCAGGAGUCAGGACCAGAGUUUAGUAGUCAGUAUGGAAAUCAAUGGGACACUCUACCAGGGUGUUCUGUUCGCCCAGGCUCCGCGGGCUCGCUUCAGCUAAGGUAGUGUCCCCGUCACCAGCCCACCACGCUGCACACUCUGGUCUGCAGCAGCACGCAGGCCGAGAGGAACAGCAGCGGACGUGACAAGGAGAGAGGCGUCUUCUUGUGUCCGCUCUGUGUCCAGCCUCGCCUCUCCUCAUCUGGCCGACCAAUGGGACAGCUUGACCUUAAUGUUACCUUGUUGAAAGUCACUGUAGCGCUUUAUGGAUAUGAUGAACCUGAAUCAGGUUACUGUAUUUAUUUAUGUAAUUAUAUUGUGUGAUGAUAGUUGUACAGCAUUGUUCUUGUGAGAGCAGGUGACACGUUCUUGUCUCUUUCUUAUUCUGUCGGUUUUAAGGUUAAAUCAAAGAUAGCCAAGUGGUGAUCUCAUGAACGGAGCCCUAGAGUUGUGUGGAUGACGCGGACUUGACCACAGUUCUCGGCGCGCUGCAGGUGACGUGCCGCCGACUCCAAGGUUGCCACACCCACCCAGCGCACUGUUCCUGCUUCACGGCGUGCACUGAAUGAACAAGAAUACGUGUGCGUUUUAGUCAGUCACGAACGACGCCUCCUUCCAUAGUGGAAGAGAAGAACGCUUCAGUGUCCAGCAGAGUGAGUUCUUCGUUCGCCGCCGCGUCGUUCGUCCUCCACCGGUGACCACCACCACUGUGUUGCUGCCUUGGUCACCCACCUCCCCUGCUAGGACCUCCACCCACUGCCAUACAUGGAUGAGCGUUCGCCAUUGCCACGAUGACCAUCCACAGUAAGGCUCCUCCUGCUUCGUGUGGAUGCUGCCGCCGAUCCGCGUCCACCACAGUCCCCUCGCCGCCUGGGCCGCCUCCACUCAAGGUUACCCAUUCGUCAUCAUGGCCACUUAUCAUCCGGAGUGAAUAUAGUGCCUCACUCACCAUGAAUACUGAUGGUUAUUGUGGCAGGGAGCUCGACUAGAGAUGCUGGACAGAGGAGCUGCAUGUCUGUUAGGAAGUACGGCUGAACUUAUCCUUUGCCCUCGAGUGUUGACCAAACUGUGCUCGAUUCCGUCUGGCGAGGGUGCCGAGUGUCACGGUGGUGUGCAGGGCUGUCUUCUGACGUGUACUGAGCUCAAGACGUUGUUUCCUCAUCGAGAAAAACGUAAUCAAUCACUCAUUCCGGUUGAAAGCUGUUGGAACUGUGCAAUAAAUCACCUUUCGUGUUGAUUAUAACGAAUGUCAAAAUUACACCGCUGUCGAACGCUCCGAGUACCUGAAUUGCAUAACGAAAAAAUUCCAGGCCACGAUUUUGGCUGAGAAAUGUUUACCUUGACUUUGUGCGCCACCAGAGUCGUCCGGAGGCUUUUUUGUCCCUUUGACAACUACUUUAUACUUUGUUUGUGCUAGAAUGGACUGUGUAUGUUAGUUAGUGGUUAGGUAAGAAGCAGUGUGUGUCGGGCGGGCGGGCGGUGACUUGUGCGGGAGCGAGGUGACCAGUGGGCGAGGCUGGCACGCGCGCAGCAGUUUACUCAGGGAUCUUCCUCCGUGCUCACGCCCCGCGGCUCCCCACCACCUGGCCGUAACUUAGGCGUCACGUGAUGUCCUCGCCAUUGCCAUUUCAAUAGGUUUUAAGGAAACCAGUCACGUUAUGUUGGAUGUCGGCCUGACGAGCUGCCGCAGGUGACUGACCCUCCAAGGCCAGUGUUGCAGGGGUUGCUGCUGCCUGCACCUCAGGGAGACCGGCUGGAGCUCCCGUCCUGGCUGCUAAGGAGUGCGUCGAACCAGUGUUAUCAGGCGAUACUGAUGUCUCGUCACCAGGGGAGUGAUGUCCUGGUAGGCGUCUCCACGGCUGGCCGGCGACGCCGCGCUGUGCCAGGGGGCGCGGGGCCGAGCCUGCUCCUUCCCAUCCCCCUUCGUGAAGUCUCACUGUCCUACUCUGUCAGCGCGUUGCUACUGUAUUAUUAUCUUAUUGAUACUUUUAAGGAUUUAAUUACUUUUAAGGUUGUUGUAAAUGAGUUGUCGUGUACAGCGCGCCGAGCCCCUGGCCCUGUGAGGGGCGGCGGUCAGCCCACCUCCCGUCGAGACCACUCUCUCGCGUUAGCAGCGGCAGUUACUUAAAAGUGAAAAUGUAAUAAAAUGUUAGUAGUA
Molecule: messenger RNA, 4101 nt
Organism: Portunus trituberculatus (swimming crab)
Lineage: Eukaryota; Metazoa; Arthropoda; Malacostraca; Decapoda; Portunidae
Product: protein dead ringer homolog
Exons: 10
Coding region: 226-2004 (592 amino acids)
Biological process (GO): regulation of transcription by RNA polymerase II
Cellular component (GO): nucleus
Molecular function (GO): DNA binding
Source: RefSeq, a predicted model, not a curated record